Messenger RNA from Acytostelium subglobosum LB1, 705 nucleotides. RefSeq lists its product as hypothetical. Gene Ontology annotation, cellular component: endoplasmic reticulum; membrane. The transcript is spliced from 2 exons. Gene Ontology annotation, biological process: C-terminal protein methylation. Lineage: Eukaryota; Evosea; Eumycetozoa; Acytosteliales; Acytosteliaceae. The coding region runs from base 1 to 705 and encodes 234 amino acids. Gene Ontology annotation, molecular function: protein C-terminal S-isoprenylcysteine carboxyl O-methyltransferase activity. The record is from RefSeq and is a predicted model, not a curated record.
AUGUCAACAGGAACAAGACAGAAUCAUGUGGAUUAUAGUUGGAGUGAAAAAGGUCCAGCUCGUACAGUCUCAACUGCCUUUAUACUUGGUGGCCUAUUAGGACUUGGUCUAGGUUUGAUCCUACUCUCCGACACACUUGUAGGUUAUGGAUUCUACCUUGUCGGUCUUGCCCUAUUCCAUCUCUGGGAGUACUUAUGGGUAUCAAUGUAUGAUCAUACUCUACUCUCAAGCAAGUCAUUCCUUAUCAAUCAUAGUUCAGCAUUCAACUUUGCAUUGUUGUUGGGCUUUGUAGAGUUCUGGAUUGAAUGGUACUUGUUCCCAUCGAUGAAGUCGUUUGGAUACUUGAACAUGUUGGGCGCAUUGACAAUGUUUGUCGGACAAGCAUUUAGAACAAAGGCUAUGAUCAAGGCCGGCACCAACUUCUCACACAUCGUGCAGGACACCAAGAGAAGCGAUCACAAACUGGUCACCGAUGGCAUCUACCAAUACAUGCGUCAUCCAUCGUACUUUGGCUGGUUCGUCUGGAGUGUCUCGACGCAACUCGUUCAAUUCAACCCGAUCUGCAUCGUCGGCUAUGCCUGGGCUUCAUGGCGCUUCUUCUCUGAGCGCAUUGAGGAUGAGGAGGACUUCCUAGUUGGGUUCUUUGGAAACGAUUACAAAGAGUACCGCAAGAGAGUAUGGUCUGGUAUCCCACUCAUCAAAUAA